Messenger RNA from Capsaspora owczarzaki ATCC 30864, 2771 nucleotides. Its product is annotated as pectoralis alpha actinin. Gene Ontology annotation, biological process: actin cytoskeleton organization. Gene Ontology annotation, cellular component: cell junction; cortical actin cytoskeleton; cell projection. Gene Ontology annotation, molecular function: calcium ion binding; actin filament binding. The coding region runs from base 54 to 2657 and encodes 867 amino acids. The record is from RefSeq and is a predicted model, not a curated record. NCBI's taxonomy places the organism in Eukaryota, Filasterea, Ministeriida, Capsasporidae. The transcript is spliced from 2 exons.
UGAGCUCACUCGCAUUUUUGUUUUGUACUCUCAAAAGCACAAGCAUAAGAAACAUGUCGGAAGGUGUGCCCGCUGAUCAACAGGAGCCGCAGGUCGCCAAGCUGCUGCUCGACGACGCUUGGGAGCGCCAGCAGCGCAAGACGUUCACUGCCUGGUGCAACGCCAACCUCGGCAAGGCCGGCAUCAAGAUCGAGGACAUUACUGUCGACUUUAACGACGGUGUCAAGCUGCUCAAGCUGCUCGAAAUCAUUUCGGGCGACAAGCUGCCCAAGCCCGAGACUGGCAAGAUGCGUCUGCACAAGAUUCAGAACAUCAACAAGGGCUUUGACUUUCUCAAGUCCAAGAACGUCAAGCUCGUCGGCAUUGGCGCUGAGGAAAUUUGCGACGGCAACCUCAAGAUGACGCUCGGCAUGAUCUGGACAAUCAUUCUUCGCUUCCAAAUCCAGGACAUUUCCGUCGAGGAGAUGUCUGCCAAGGAGGGUCUGCUCCUCUGGUGCCAGCGCAAGACCAAGGGCUACCGCGGCGUCAACAUUCAAAACUUCCACGUCUCGUUCAAGGACGGUCUGGCCUUUGCCGCGCUCAUCCACCGCCACCGCCCGGAGACGAUCGACUACGACUCGCUCAAGAUUGGCGACGCCGCCGUCAACCUCAACCUUGCCUUUGACGUUGCGGAGCGUGACAUUGGCAUCCCCAAGAUGCUCGACCCCGAGGACAUGAUCAACACCCCCAAGCCCGACGAGCGCUCGGUCAUGACCUACGUGGCUGCCUACUACCACGCCUUUGCCUCGUCGCAAAAGAACGAGAUUGCUGCCCGCCGCAUUGGCAAGCUGCUCGACUUUGAGCAGGAGAUUGGCGCCCUCAUUGACGAGUACGACCGCCUCGUCACCUCCCUGCUCGCCUGGAUUCAGCAGUCCAUCAGCCGUCUGUCCGAGCGCGACUUUGGCAACUCGAUCCAGGGUGUCCAGAACAAGCUCAGCGAGUUCCGCGACUACCGCGUCAGCGAGCGCCCGCCCAAGUCUGCCGAGAAGAGCAAGCUCGAGUCGAGCUUCUCGACCAUCCAGACCAAGCUGCGCCUCAAAAACCGCCCUUCGUACCAGCCCGCCGCCGACAAGACCAUCCACGCCGUUCUCGACGCCUGGAAAAACCUCGAGGCCGCUGAAAAGGAGCACGAGUCGGCCCUUCGCCACGAGCUCAUCCGCCAGGAAAAGCUCGAGGCCCUCGCCGCCAAGUUUGCCCAAAAGGCUGCCAUUUUCGAGUCGUGGGCUGACGGCAAGGACCAGUACCUGUCGUCUGCCGACGUUGGCGAUUCCCUCGCCUCGGUUGCCGCCCUCCUCAAGCAGCACUCUGCCUUUGAGGCCGACCUCGCUGCCCGCGCUGCCCGCGUCGAGGGCAUCCAGACCGCUGGUCAGGAGCUCAUCUCUGAAAACUACUCUGGCGCGCAGGCCGUGUCGGACCGUGUUAACGCGAGCGGCGACAGCUAUGCUUCGCUCCAGCGCCUGAGCGCCGACCGUCGCGCCCGCCUCGAGGAGAGCGAGCGUCGCCAGAAGGCCCUGGACGAGCUCCGCUUUGACUUUGCCCGCAAGGCUGCUGCCUUUGCCAACUGGCACGAGUCUGCCAAGGAGGACUUGCUCGACAGCUUCAAGGUCUACAGCAUUGACGAGAUCAACGACCUCCAGUCCCGCCACGAGCAGUACAAGCUCAACCUGGCCAACCCGGAGGCCGAGCUCGAGCAGCUCCGCGGCCUUGCCUCGCAGCUCGCCGCCGAGGGCGUCUCUGACAACCCUUACACCACCCUCACCGUCGCCGACGUUGAGCAGUUCUGGUCGGAAAUCCAGGCCCUCGCCGUCCAGCGCGAUGCCGACAUUGCCACCGAGACUGGCCGCCAGAACGACAACGAGCAGCUCCGCCUCGAGUACGCUGCCAACGCCAACUCGUUUGGCGAGUGGCUCCAGACCACCAACGCCACCCUUGCUCAGGGCGCCACUGGCACCUCUGAGGAGCAGCUCCAGUUCCUCCAGGCGCAGCAGGCCACCCUCCAGGGUGAGGAAGCCCGCCUGCAGCAGAUUGAGGAGAUCAACCAGCGCAUCGAGCAGGCUGUCAUUCUCGAGAACAAGCACUCGAACUUCCCCAUCGAGUCGAUUCGCGAAAACUGGGAGUCUGUCCACACCCUCCUCCAGCGCUCGCUCAACACGCUCAACAACCAAAUCCUCACUCGCGACAUGUCUGGUCUCACCGAGGAGCAAAUCCAAGAGUACCGCCAGUCGUACAGCCACUUUGACAAGGACAACUCUGGCCGCCUCGACCGCCUCGAGUUCCGCGCCUGCUUGCUCUCGACCGGCUACUCUCUGCCCGAGGUCAAGGCUGGCGAAGCCGACCCCACCUACGACGCCAUCCUUGCCAAGGUCGAUCCCGACGGCCAGGGCUACGUCGAGUUUGACCGCUUUGUCGACUUUAUGCGCAACGAGAACGCUGACACUGACUCUGCCGACCAAAUCAUCGAGUCCUUCCGCGUCAUUGCCGGCGGCAAGGACUAUGUCACUGCCGACGAGCUCCGUCGCGAUCUGCCCCCAGUGCAGGCCGAGUAUGUCAUCUCGCGCGCCCCUGCCCACCCCAGCGGUGGCCUCGACUAUGUCGCUUACGUCCGCAGCGUCUACUAAGCGAGAGUUUCUGGGUUUGUCAGCGUUUGUGUUUUUUUGUGUAAAAAAUUUGACUCCCCCAACGCACCUGCUUGCCUUUUUCAAAAUAAACUUGCGGAAACAAAAAAACGAAAA